This is a messenger RNA of Patella vulgata (common limpet), 6434 nucleotides long. Its product is annotated as pseudouridine-5'-phosphate glycosidase. NCBI's taxonomy places the organism in Eukaryota, Metazoa, Mollusca, Gastropoda, Patellidae. Gene Ontology annotation, molecular function: pseudouridylate synthase activity; kinase activity. Bases 108 to 2327 code for a protein of 739 amino acids. The transcript is spliced from 19 exons. The record is from RefSeq and is a predicted model, not a curated record.
CUUCUUGUCGGCUGCUGUAAAACUUGAGUGUGUGUACAAUUUCCUGUUUUGACAAAGAAAAUCGCAUUUUUACUAUGGACUAGAAUAUAAUUCUGGAUCUGUUCAAGAUGAGAUUUUUAGGUCAGAUUCUUUGCCAAAAAUGUAUCCAGCCACUAAAAUGCGAUGUGCUAUCAAUUUCGUGGAUGUCACAAAUAUCAUGUCUACAGAAUUUUAAUAGAAGAAUUUCUGUUUCUAGUGAAACCAACAGUUUGCAAAAUGGAAGAAUACAGUUAUCAGAAGAAGUAUCACAAGCUCUAUCAGACUGUAAACCUGUAGUUGCUCUAGAAAGUACAAUAAUAACACAUGGCAUGCCAUAUCCUCAAAAUUUACAGACAGCAUUAGAAGUAGAAGAAACAGUACGUGAUAAUGGUUGUAUACCAGCUACUAUUGGUGUUAUUGCAGGCCAAGUCCAUGUUGGUUUAGAUCAAACCAAUAUGGAACGAUUGGGUUCUGCAACAAGAGAUUUAGUGAAGAUUUCCAGACGAGAUCUCGCUUUUGCAAUGUCAAAGAAGUUAAGUGGUGGUGCAACUGUAUCUAGUACUAUGUUGAUAGCUAAUCAAGUUGGUAUUGAUGUAUUUGCUACUGGAGGUAUAGGAGGUGUCCAUAGAGGUGCACAACACACUAUGGAUGUAAGUGCUGAUUUAACAGAAUUAGGUAGAACUCCUGUAGCAGUGGUGUCUGCUGGAGUUAAAUCUAUAUUAGAUAUAGAAAAAACUCUAGAAUAUUUGGAAACCCAGGGUGUUUGCGUUGCUACGUUUGGUAAAGAUAAAGAUUUCCCAGCAUUCUUUACUCCAUCUAGUGGUCUUCGGGCACCAUUUAAUGUCGACAAUGAAAUCCAGGCAGCUGAGUUGAUUUACGCAUCACAAUAUGAGUUAAAACUAAAGAAUGGUAUAUUAAUUGGUGUUCCGAUACCAGAAAUAUUUGCUGAUGCUGGAGAAGAAAUAGAAGAAGCUAUACAGAUAGCUAUCAAAGAAUCCAGAGAGAAGAAAGUGGUAGGAAAAGAAGUAACGCCAUAUAUAUUAAAACGAGUUCAUGAAUUAACACAUGGUGGAUCUUUACAAGCUAAUAUUGCUCUCAUUAAAAACAAUGCUGUGGUAGGAAGUAAGGUUGCCUGGCAACUCAAUAAACUGAUCAACAAUAAUAAAAAUGUACCUGAUACGACCGGUCGUUCACAUGUCAUCAGGAAGAACAACUCUAGUAGUGCUAAGAAAAAACGUCCAGUUGUUAUUGGUGGUACCGUUGUUGAUUUUAAUGCUAGAAUGAAACACACAGAUAUACAGUCUAAUGGUUCAACUAAUCCUGGAAGUAUACAGCAAUCAUUUGGUGGAGUAGGAAGAAAUCUAGCUGAUUGUUUAAGUAGACUUGGUGCUCAACCAUUGUUUAUAUCAGCUGUAGGAGAUGAUUCUCAUGCUGAUACAUUUAUAUCACAUUGUCAACACAUGGAUUUACGAGGAGUACAAAGAUUAAAGAAUAAUUCAACUGCUACAUAUUGUGCUGUUUUAGGUUUUAGUGGUCAGUUACAACUGGGUAUAGGGGAUAUGGAUAUACAUCAACAGAUUACUCCUAAAAUGAUCUGUGAAUAUGAAGAUGAUAUUAAAGAGGCUGCUAUGGUGAUACUAGAUGGUAAUAUAUCAACAGUUGCUAUAGAAACAGCUUGUGAUAUCAGUUCACAAUAUAAUGUUCCAGUGUUUUUUGAGCCAACUGAUAUAUUAAAGGCCGGUGAAGUUUUUGAGACAGAAGCCUAUAAAAAACUAAUGUAUACAUCACCAAAUAUAAACGAAUUACAGAUAAUGAGUGGCGCUCUACAAGAUUCUCCUAAAACAUCUUCAGAUCUAUAUAGUGUUGAAGACCGGUGCCUUGAUGAUGUCAUCAACUUCUGUUUACCACAUGGUCUACGAUUGGCUGAAACAGUUCCUGUUGUCUUGGUAACUCUUGGUAAACAUGGUGUUCUGCUGUUUCAACAUGGGAAAGAUGUUAUACAAGUUAAACAUUAUCCUGCUGCUCAGCUUGACAAUAACCCUGUCAGUGUUUCUGGUGCUGGAGAUUGUUUUACUUCGGCGUUUAUAAAUGGAGUGAUUCAAGGUCUAGAUGUUGACAGUUGUAUUAGAGUUGGAUUGGAUGCUGCUAAACUAUCCUUGUUAUCCAGAGAGGCUGUACCUAAAACAAUUACUCCUCAUAUUUUCUCACAGUCCUGGAUUAAAUCUUUAUCAGGAUUGAACCCAAAGUUAAUCCGACCAGAUUUCCAGAAAAAUCCACAACCUUUAAAAUCUCUAUCUGUUAAUAUUUAGAUUUGUUAUCAGAUUUGUUAUUGGAAUUAAUAUGACAUGAAUUAUGCAGUAUAUCGAUAAUAUCUUUAUACUGAAAUUAAUGAUCAUUGCAUUAUGCAGAGGAUAUCUGUAAUCAUUGUGUAUUGAAAUUAAUGGUUCAUGAAUUACACAGUUCAUCCAUGAUAAUUAUGUAUUGAAAUUACUGGUUCAUGAACUACACAGUAUAUCCAUGAUAAUUGUGUAUUGAAAUUACUGGUUCAUGAAUUACACAGGAUAUCUAUAAUAACUGUGUAUUGAAAUUAAUAUGUCAUGAAUUACACAGGAUAUCUAUAAUAAUUGUGUAUUGAAAUUAAUAUGCCAUGAAUUACAAAGUAUAUCAAUGAUGAUUGUGUAUAGAAAUUAUUAUGUCAUCAGUUACACAGAAUAUCUGUAAUAUUGUGUUCUGAAAUUAAUAUGUCAUGGAUUACACAGAAUAUAUGUAAUAAUUGUGUUCUGAAAUUAAUAUGGCAUGUAUUAUGAAGGUAUAUCUAUAAUAAUUGUGUAUUAAAAUUAAUAUGGCAUGAAUUACACAAUAUAUCUAUAAUCAUUACGUUAUGAAAUUAAUAUGGCAUGAAUUACGCAGAGGAUAUCUAUAAUAACUGUAUAUUGAAAUUAAUAUGUCAUGAAUUAUGCAAUAAUAUUUUUACAUUUGUUUUGUACCAAUACUUUUAUCACACAAAAUGAAAUCCUGAGACCAAAUAGUUAUUAUUACACUGACAGUAUUUUUAUAUAAAUAAUUUACACCAAUUAUCUAAGUCAUUGAAUUACUUAAGUCAUUAAAUUAUCUAAGUCAUUAAAUUAUCUAAGUCAUUUAUAAUUUGAUGCCAACAAUGAUUCAGUAAAGAAUCUAUUUUGUUAUGUUUCUGAUUUAAUUGAUUAGGCCAAAAUAAAAAAUACCUAUGUUUAUGGUUACCCGGCCAACCCUAAAUGUUUUCCCUGUACUUGUCUUGACUAGUUUUCAGUGGACAAAUUCCAACACUCGCUGACGUGUCUAUAUUAUUUUCCAGAACCUUAAUCAGAAAUGCUAGGGGUGGCUAAGUGGGUAAGACGCUGGCUCACUAGCCUGGAGGUGGCAUGGUUGACCCCUGCAUUGGCCGAGAAAGUUCCAUCGGGAUUUUUCCAAUGUGGUUUCCAUUGUCAGUGGAUGGGACAAAAAAUCAAGGCCCUAUGUACACACUGACGUGCAAGUAAAUGAUCCCUUUGCAGUUGGAAUUCGAUAUAAGAGUAGUCCAUAGUGCGGCUGCCCAGGCAAAAUUUCCCUCAUAGCACACUGUAUGGCAUAUGUCCAUCUUCAAUAGCCCAGUCGGAGUAGGGUGUUAAACCUCAUUUCAUUUCAUUUCAGUAAAUACUAGAAAACAGAUAAUAUAAACACUACGAAAGAAAUAUAUAUUUUUUCUGACUGACCCAACCCUAUUGUUUUGAGCCAAGUAACCAUAAACACAUGUAUUUAUUUUGUUGGCCUUACACCAUUGUUGAUUUUAUGUAAAUCCAAAAUAUAUUUAGUGGACAAAUACAUACACAGUAAAGACCAAAGCAUUAUUUUAAUAUUUUAUAUUCUCACCUGACAAUGUUACCCAGGUAUCAUUUAACCUUGUGUAUCUAGCAUUAUUUCUGUCACUUUCGAUUAAUAUCAAAUCUUUGUUUAAAAAUCAUUCAAAAUCACCAAAAAUCAUCUAAUUUGUACUCAGUCCAGUUUAAAGCUGACCAUUCGAUUUUUAUAAUGAGUGUCCAAUUUACAAGCGUUUUAUUUCUUGAUUACUGUUAAAAAAUAAACAACCCAAUUGAUUAAUGAUGUAUAAUGAUUAAUUUUUGAACAGUGAUCAGGAAAUUAAAUACUUGUAAAUUGGACACUCAUUAUUUAAAUUAAUCAGUCAGCUUUAAACUGGAGACAAGUACAAAUUAGAUGGUUUGGGGUGAUUAGUGCUAGAUACACAAGAUUAGAUGAUACCCGGGUUACAGUGGAACAGCUCACUGUAUAUUUAUGCACUUAUAGAGGGGCUUUAGCUAUAAAUAUAGCCUGUACAAAAAAUAUAUCUAUAAAUAUAGCCUGCACAAUAUAUUUUGUAUAACUAUAAAUAGCCUACACCAAGCCAUAUUCUUUUUUAAAAAUUCUUUUAUGAGAAUUUAGACUAUGAAUAGAUCACAUUCAUGCAGUUAAAGAUGUUCUUUUGACAACUGAGCUCAUGGUUAUAUAACCACCCAUGCAUGUUUAAACUACUUUUUUCAUAGAGUUUUUAGAACCUGGUUAGUCACAUAUCUUGUAUAAUAUCUAAUAUUGAUAUACAAAAGACAGUAAACACACAGUUUUUAUACGCCCCUGUACAUCUGUUAUGGACACUCUACAAGUCACAAUUUUUAUCCAAUUUUGACCAAACUUGAAAUAUAGGUUUAUCUCCCAAAGAUCUCGGUUCCGGUCGAAUUUGGCAUGCAUCAGACUGUAACUUCAUGGAUUAUGGCACCUGAUUGUACGAAAAAUCAUGUUAGCUUGUGGACACUCUAGAGAUCACAAUUUUUAUUCGAUUUUGAUGAAACUUGAAAUGUGUGUUCAAUUUUGAUGAAACUUGAAAUGUGUGUUUAUAACCCAAAGAUUUUGGUUCCUUUUGAUAUUCGUUAAUAUCGGACCAUAACGUCCUGGAUUAUGACCCCUGAUUGUACAAAAAAUCACUUUUUUUUUUUUUAGCUUCUUCUCUAUCCAUCUUUUGCAAAAUGUGGGCGUAUAUUGCACGGCAACCGCUGGUUAGCACAAUAUUUUAUAAUCUGGUGGUUUUCUAUCAUGGUUUAUAAACCACUGUUAAAUUAUCUAUGUUCAUGCCAGUUGGUUAGACGUUCAGGCAAGGAAAUUGGGUAGAAGUUCAAGCACGGCAGGGUGCUUAUUUCAAUACGAAAAAUUUAUAAUUCUAGAUUUGUAUUAGGGUUCUUCUCCGCUCACAUCUCAGCCUUGCAUUUGGCUAAAUCUAUUUGUUAAGGCCAGCUCAAUUUUUGUCAAGGUCACUGAAAUGUAAAUAAGGUUAGGACAUGUGAUUGUUGGUGAGAUUGUAGGUUAGGGUUAGGGUAAGUAUUAGGGCUAGGUCCAGGGUUAGGGUUGUGAUUAGCACAAGCCCUGUUUACAUCUCGUGAGCAUUGACUGAACUUGAAGUUGACCUUAUCAAAUAGAACUAACCCUUGGAUUUGGGCAAUACUGCAAAUGACAUCCCAAAUGGGCUAGUAUGGUUGUUUUCAUAACCAGUCUGUUUCAUUGAAAUCCAUUAUAAAUAGCUAGAUCUAUUUCUUAAGCCACCUCCAGUUUUCAUCAAGGUCGCUGAGAUGUCGCCAAGGUUAGAGCAUGUGAUUGUUGAAGAGAUUGUGGGUAAGGGUUAGGGCUAGGUCCAGGGUUAGGGUUGGGAUUAGCACUAACCCUGUUUACAUCUCCCGACAUUUGACCAAAUCAGGAGGUGACCUUAAGAAAAAGAUCUAACACCAUUAUAAAUAUCACACAUCAAUUUGCACUCGUUUCCCAGGGACCAAUCUAUACAAUGUUUUUAUUGUACAGCAUUAUAAUUUUUAAUGAUUUAAAGAUGGGUUCCCGCGUACAAACUGGGUGAUUUAAUGGUAUAUAUGGACUAAAAACAUAUUCAAACUAAUUAAUUUGUCAUAAUUAUGCUUCAAAUCCUUCUCAUACAUUGUAAUUGCGAAGGAAUGCCCUGCUAUUAAAAUUCGAUCAAACCAGGUCAUAUUUACGUCACGUCUUGGAAAUCAGAGGAGAAUUCAUUGCAUACAUAAGACGAUGUUGUCUAACUCUUCAUAAAGUUUAUCAACUUGUACAUCAAGUGCUCAAUGCUCGCGUGUGACCUUUGACAUUACGCGUGCAGAAACUCUUAAUAGUCGGGCUGUUGAUUAGGGGAACCCUUACAUUUUUGUCCUGUAUACGCUCCAUGAGUUUUUUUCGGGGAAUCCAGUAUUUUUCUAGUAAGAUUGGAUAUCUCUACCUUCCAUAUAUACCAAAAUUGCCAUACUUUUAUUGGAAAUAACCACCCGAUAAAUACUUUUCUGGGAACCCAUCUUUAACUGCCAACCAAAUCAAUCCAUGAAAUAAAUUUAUGAUUCAAGAAG